GCAGAGUGAAAGCUCCCAGCCGCGACGCUCAGGGCAGCACCCCUGCAGCGGCUGACUGCGCGGCCCGGCCCGGCCAUGCCUGCGCUCUGGCUCAGCUGCUGCCUCUGCUUCUCGCUCCUCCUGCCUGCAGCCCGGGCCAACUCCAGGACGCCAGUCUGUGAUUGCAGUGGGAAGUCCAGGCAAUGCGUGUUUGAUGAGGAACUUCACAGACAGACAGGAAAUGGAUUCCGCUGCCUCCACUGCAGUGACAACACGGGUGGCAUUCACUGCCACAGGUGCAAGGAAGGAUUUUACCGCCAGAGAGACAGAGACCGCUGUUUACCCUGCAAUUGUAACUCCAAAGGUUCUCUUAGCGCUCGAUGUGACAAUGCUGGACGAUGCAGCUGUAAGCCAGGUGUGACAGGAGACAGGUGUGACCACUGUCUGCCAGGCUUCCACACCCUCACUGAGGCUGGGUGCACCCAAGACCAGAGGCUCCUAGACUCCAAGUGUGACUGUGAUCCAGCUGGCAUCUCAGGGCCCUGUGACACAGGCCGCUGUGUCUGCAAGCCAGCUGUCACCGGAGGGCGCUGUGAUAGGUCUGUGUGAACUGUGACCCUACGGGCACAGCAGGGUGUCCCUUGGCAACUAGCAUGAGAAUUCAUCCUCAGUGCAAUU
Molecule: messenger RNA, 657 nt
Organism: Balaenoptera musculus (blue whale)
Lineage: Eukaryota; Metazoa; Chordata; Mammalia; Artiodactyla; Balaenopteridae
Gene: LAMC2
Product: laminin subunit gamma 2
Exons: 4
Coding region: 76-588 (170 amino acids)
Molecular function (GO): extracellular matrix structural constituent
Source: RefSeq, a predicted model, not a curated record